Scaptodrosophila lebanonensis is the source of this 2501-nucleotide messenger RNA. RefSeq names its product serine/threonine-protein kinase TBK1 (gene IKKepsilon). The record is from RefSeq and is a predicted model, not a curated record. Gene Ontology annotation, biological process: peptidyl-serine phosphorylation. Gene Ontology annotation, molecular function: protein serine/threonine kinase activity; ATP binding. Lineage: Eukaryota; Metazoa; Arthropoda; Insecta; Diptera; Drosophilidae. The transcript has 7 exons. Gene Ontology annotation, cellular component: cytoplasm. The coding region runs from base 43 to 2193 and encodes 716 amino acids.
GUGCAACUUAUAACAAAAACACAGUUAAAAUAUAUCCGAAUCAUGUCAUUUUUACGUGGUUCACUUAACUAUGUUUGGUGUACCACCAGCGUGCUCGGUAAAGGCGCUACCGGGUCUGUUUUUCAGGGAGUUAACAAAACCACCGGGGAAUCGGUGGCCGUGAAGACAUUCAAUCCCUAUAGUCACAUGCGACCGGCCGAUGUGCAAAUGCGCGAAUUUGAGGCGUUGAAAAAAGUGAAUCAUGAGAACAUUGUGAAGCUGUUGGCUAUCGAAGAGGAUCAAGAGGGUCGUGGAAAGGUAAUUGUCAUGGAGCUCUGCACUGGCGGCAGCUUGUUUAACAUCUUGGAUGAUCCAGAAAACUCAUAUGGACUGCCAGAAAACGAGUUUUUGCUUGUGUUGGAACAUCUGUGCGCUGGAAUGAAGCACCUUCGUGAUAAUAAGCUGGUCCAUCGUGACUUAAAACCAGGAAAUAUUAUGAAGUUUAUAUCCGAAGAUGGUCAAACCAUAUACAAGUUAACCGAUUUUGGUGCAGCGCGUGAACUGGAGGAUAACCAGCCAUUUGCUUCGCUUUAUGGCACAGAAGAAUAUCUGCAUCCUGAUCUUUAUGAGCGCGCUGUGCUACGCAAGUCGAUACAACGUUCCUUCACGGCGAAUGUGGAUCUAUGGUCUAUUGGGGUAACAUUGUACCACGUAGCCACUGGCAAUUUGCCUUUUAGGCCGUAUGGAGGACGCAAAAAUCGGGAGACCAUGCAUCAAAUAACAACUAAGAAGGCAUCGGGCGUUAUUUCCGGAACGCAAUUGUGUGAAAAUGGUCCAAUUGAAUGGUCUACAACACUACCACCACACGCGCAUUUGUCUCAGGGCCUUAAAACGCUUGUCACACCACUACUUGCUGGCCUAUUGGAAGAAAACCGAGAUAAAACGUGGUCUUUUGAUCGUUUCUUCCAUGAAGUGACAUUAAUAUUGCGCAAACGCGUUAUUCAUGUAUUUUACACCAAUCGGACCACCUCUGUGGAAGUAUUCUUAGAGCCUGACGAACAAAUUGACAACUUUCGAGAACGCAUAUUUCUACAAACCGAAGUGCCGCUGGAAAAGCAAAUCCUACUUUUCAACAAUGAGCAUCUGGAGAAGAAGGUUACGCCGCGCACUAUUGCCAAAGCAUUUCCAGUGACAACCACAGAACAGCCCAUAUUCCUAUACAGCAAUGAUGAUAACAACGUGCAAUUACCACAGCAAUUGGAUUUGCCGAAGUUUCCAGUGUUUCCUUCAAAUGUGUCCGUCGAAAAUGACGCAAGUUUAGCCAAAGCAGCUUGUAGUGUGGGUCAUGAGUGCAAGCGACGGGUAGAUAUAUUCACCACAAUGGAUAUACUGAUAAAGAAGGGUGUCGAACAGUUUAUUGAGACAUUAAUAACGACCAUAUCGUUGCUCUUUAAAAAAACCAAAAGCUUUGAUAAUCUGUUAGGAACAGUUAUUGAUUAUGCCGAUGUGGUGCAAAGCAUGACCAAAGUGACAAAAGGAGAUCAGGAGCUGAGGGCCCUAUUAAAUGCUUUAGACGAUGCAAAAAACGAUUUUGACAGUGCUGCUGACGUUAUCACCCAAAUGCACAAACAUUAUGUUACUGAGGACACACUGAAUGAUCAGUGGACAACUUCCAUGAGAGGGAAGAAAUGCCCCUGCCGCACACGUGCCAGUGCGCAGGCCAAGUACUUGGUGGAACGUUUGCGGGAUUCCUGGCAACAUCUCUUACGCGAUCGCGCCACACGCACGUUGACCUACAACGAUGAACAGUUUCAUGCGCUUGAGAAGAUCAAGGUAGACCACAAUGGCAAACGGAUUAAGGCAUUAUUGCAGGACAAUGUUAGUCCAGCCGUUGCCCAAAUGGCUGAAUGCUUGGCCGAUUGGUAUAAACUGGCCCAGACUGUAUAUCUGAAGACUCAAAUAUUGGAGAAGGAUGUGCGCGAUUGUGAACGCAAAUUGCAUACCAUUCGUGAUGAGCUUUAUCACAUUAAAUCAGAGCUGAAGCUUGAUAUGGAUACAAAAACUAUUAACAACAACCAAUUGGCCAAAAUUGAGGAGCGAAAUCGCCUGCGUAUUAUGAAGCAACAACAGCAGGAAGUCAUGGCCGUCAUGCGAAAGAAUGGCGAGCUAAUAACUUUGCUAAGCAAAUUGGGGUUGGGAAAUGAUAGCAGCUAAGGUUUAUCUUUGCUAAAACGUUCAAAACGUUAAAUAUAUUUUUAUCACCGCCUACAUUUUUCCUUCGCUUACAUUCCAUUAAACAUACUUGUAUUCUAUAGGAGCACUAAGUUGACUUAUGAUUUCAGGAGUGAGCUUAAGGUCUCAGGGAAAGUGGCGUUGCGAACCCCAUAAAGUAUGUACAAGUAUAGUAGAACAUACAUAUAUUCUUAAUCAGUGUGACGAAUCAAUAUAGCUAUGCUAGUUUGUCUGUAUUAAUGCAAGAGCUACCAUAACCAAACGUUAAAUACAUGGGAGAAAAAUUUUAA